AUGGGGGUGAAUGGGAAAGGAUAUCUUUUCGAAUCGGUGGUGGACACGUGGAGGAAGCAGGUUGGGCAGAAGGACGGGCAGAGAAACGAAACCGAGCAGGGAUAUUUGCCCCUUGCUGCAGUUGCCUCGUUUGUGGGGGACUCGUUAGAGUCUCAAGGCAUCCGGGUGCUGUUUCUCAGCAGAAAUGGAGAAGAAAGUUGUGCCGUGGAUGGAGCCCUAACUGCCCUGCUGUCUGCACGCGGCAUUACAGUCAUGCGUCUACAGUCUGUUAUCAAGUCCUUCAAUAAGAAGCCCAUUGGUGCUAGUGAUGGUGAUUGCAAGGAUGGUGAUUGUGGGAGGGACAGCAACACGAGAAGCGAGAACAGCAGCAGCUGGAGCAACGACAAGAUUGGCAGGAGGGAUGAUGGUGAUGAUGAGGGAGAGGUAGCCAUUCACAUUCUAAACCUGCGGCGGGCUAUGGGCAUGGACUCUUGCUCUGACGCGCUGCUAUGA
Messenger RNA from Closterium sp. NIES-65, 492 nucleotides. The record is from the annotation of a GenBank genome assembly. Lineage: Eukaryota; Viridiplantae; Streptophyta; Zygnematophyceae; Desmidiales; Closteriaceae.